AUGGGAUUUUUGGCAUUCGGGUUGGCAACCAUCGCUUGUGGAAUAAGGAAACAAACAUUUUUUAAGGAAGAUGUAUUUGAAAAUUUGGAAUCGGGUCAUAAGGCGAUUGAAACGAAAAAUCCAUUAUUAUAUUAUCAUACUUCACAGAUUAAAAGAACUCGAUAUGAAAAAAGCGAAACUAUCUUGAUCCUUUCAAAUGAGGAUAAGUUGCUUGGAGAAGAUAGCGUUACAGAAUGGCUUCGAGGUUCUCCUCGAGACGUUGAAGGAACAACCAUCGAAUAG
Funneliformis caledonium is the source of this 282-nucleotide messenger RNA. The record is from the annotation of a GenBank genome assembly. Lineage: Eukaryota; Fungi; Glomeromycota; Glomeromycetes; Glomerales; Glomeraceae.